This is a messenger RNA of Raphanus sativus (radish), 1112 nucleotides long. RefSeq names its product thioredoxin-like 2-2, chloroplastic. Bases 160 to 879 code for a protein of 239 amino acids. The record is from RefSeq and is a predicted model, not a curated record. The transcript has 4 exons. Lineage: Eukaryota; Viridiplantae; Streptophyta; Magnoliopsida; Brassicales; Brassicaceae. Gene Ontology annotation, biological process: cell redox homeostasis.
CACAUGAUUGAGAGAAAAUAUCACGAGAAUCUGAACCAGACAGUUUCUCUGAUCUUUCUUUAGAGAAAAUUUUCUUUUAUCUGUGGAGGAUCUCUCGGAGCCAAGAACAAUCUCACUCUCCUCUCUAUCUCUCUACUGUGCUGGUGUGGGUGAAUUUAGAUGGCUGGAGUUGUUCGAAUAUCUUCGACGUCUGUUCAGGCCAUUCGCGUCUCUUCCUCCUUUGCAACCACUCUCAACUCUCUGAAACCUCGCUCGCCUCCAAAUCUGAAUUCCGACAAGAGAGUUCGUCAGCUCUCUUCUUCUCCCUCCUGCUCGUCUUCUCACUACGCAUCUUUAGGUUUCGCUAGCCACAUCCCUCUUAAACGAUCCAAGAGCAAGGUGGUUCACGUCAAGGUAGAUGAGAGUGUGGCGGAGACAGAGCCACCGAAAUGGUGGGAGAGAAAUGCUGGACCAAACAUGGUUGACAUUCAUUCCACUGAAGAAUUCUUGAAGGCUUUAAGCGAAGCUGGCGAAAGACUAGUCAUUGUAGAGUUUUAUGGAACUUGGUGUGCUUCUUGCAGAGCAUUGUUCCCCAAGCUUUGCAAGACAGCGGUAGAACAUCCGGAUAUAUUGUUCCUCAAAGUAAACUUUGAUGAGAACAAACCAAUGUGCAAGAGUUUGAACGUCAAAGUGCUUCCUUAUUUCCACUUUUACCGUGGAGCUGAUGGCCAGCUCGAGUCCUUCUCAUGUUCUCUUGCUAAGUUUCAGAAGAUAAAAGAUGCCAUCCGACUACACAACACAGAUCGUUGCAGCAUCGGUCCAGUCAAGGGACCUGAAGGGUUUACGUUGGAAUCUUUAUCCGUGCAGAAGAAUGCAGCCAAACCAGCUGGAUCAAGUUGAAUUUGCCAUACGUCUUAGAUUCAUUACUGCAACAGUCUCUGAUUGGUCAAGCAAACACCCGAGCUUUAUAUUCUCUGUAUAUCUGUCACUUUACUGGUAUAAAAGAAUCCUUCCUGAAGCGUGUUAUGAUACUAUACUUUUGCCAAUAGGCAAAAUUGCAAAUGUAUUUUUUAACUGCUGGUCCGUAGUUUGCUACAGAAGCAAAGCUUAUGCAUGUGUGAUAUGUUUGCAUA